Arabidopsis thaliana (thale cress) is the source of this 902-nucleotide messenger RNA. RefSeq names its product Dynein light chain type 1 family protein. Gene Ontology annotation, biological process: microtubule-based process. The record is from RefSeq and is marked reviewed. Gene Ontology annotation, cellular component: dynein complex; cytoskeleton. NCBI's taxonomy places the organism in Eukaryota, Viridiplantae, Streptophyta, Magnoliopsida, Brassicales, Brassicaceae. Bases 246 to 635 code for a protein of 129 amino acids. The transcript has 2 exons.
CAAAAAUCAGGAAUUUGUCUUUUGGACUUUGGUCGGCUGCUUUACGCUUAACACAAAAGAACGCUAUUUUGUCUCCUCCACGCAAUUACCUCUUCUCACUCUCAGACAUUUUGUCAAACAGAUGGUGCUCGUUUCUGAAUCAGCUUAAGAACUAACAAGGAGACAGACACUAAGCUUGGUUUUUCUCUCCGAUUAGACGGAGGAAAAAGUGAAAACGAGGGGCUUAGACGAGUGAUGUGAUAGAGAUGGAAGGAGUUGAGCUAGAAUUAGAAAGAAGAAGCAAGUUCUUGAACAGUUUGAUACAGAAGAAGAAGGCUAAAGAACAGCAAGAUCAGAAAGAUGAGUUCAAUGUUCGUGUUAGGGCUUCAGAUAUGCCUUUGCCUCAACAGAACAGAGCCUUUAGUUUGUCGCGUGAGAUUUUGAAUGCUACUCCAGGGAAGGCUGAUAACAAAAGACUCGCUCAUGCCCUAAAAAAGGACUUCGAUUCAGCCUACGGCCCGGCAUGGCACUGCAUUGUUGGAACAAGCUUUGGUUCAUACGUGACUCAUUCCACAGGAGGAUUCCUAUAUUUUCAGAUCGACAAAGUUUACGUUCUUCUCUUCAAGACUGCCGUGGAGCCGUUAGAUCAAAAAUGAGAUAAAACGUUGAUGAUCAGAGCAUCUUCAAUUUAAUCCUUUUCUUUUAGAAUUCUCUGUCUUGUAUCCCACAAUGUAAUUCUGCCUAAGACAAAAUCUUUGUGGCUCCUAUUGUGUAAUUAGAAGUCAUCUUCUCUACUGUGAAUCGUUUCAACUUCACAAUGCAAAAUAUUGUUCUUCUCUUUCUCAAAUUCUAAUUUUGUUUUUUUCGUUGUUGUGUUGUUGUUGUUGUUGACAUUUUCUUCUCUUCAAAAGAGCUUUAAACCC